Molecule: messenger RNA, 1743 nt
Organism: Papaver somniferum (opium poppy)
Lineage: Eukaryota; Viridiplantae; Streptophyta; Magnoliopsida; Ranunculales; Papaveraceae
Product: mitoferrin-like
Exons: 2
Coding region: 337-1347 (336 amino acids)
Biological process (GO): iron import into the mitochondrion
Cellular component (GO): mitochondrial membrane
Molecular function (GO): ferrous iron transmembrane transporter activity
Source: RefSeq, a predicted model, not a curated record
CCAAAAAUAAAAAAACAAAAAACGGUCAAUUUCGAAAAAAACCCUAACUUCUCUACAAAACAAAACAAAACAAAAAUAACUAAACUGUACCUUUCUUUGAUCUAUCUCCUUAAACCUUCCUUCAAUCUCCCCUUCCUUUCUAUCUAUAUCUUUCAAAGCCUGCAGCUUUGUUCUUCUGUUCUCAAGCUCUCUAUUUUAGGUAUAUUUUUUUUAGAAAUCGCCAUCGCCUAUAAAUUCAUGAAUUUGUGCAUGGAAGCAACCAAAUUGUAAGUGAAAAAAAAUCAAAAUCUCUGAUUCAGUUUGUGUUUAUUUAUCUUAUUAUAGUUGUAGUAUUAAAUGGCUACAACAGAAGCAGCAGCUUCAACGAAAUUCAAGAACCCAGAUUUCAGGUCACAACUACCACAACAGCAGCCAAUUGAGUUUCAUAAAAAGAAUAGAGAAACGGAGACUGAGGAUGUCAAAUCAUCACAUGAUGGUCUUGAAUUUUGGCAAUUUAUGGUUGCUGGGUCAAUUGCAGGAUGUGUAGAACAUACAGCAAUGUUUCCAGUUGAUACACUAAAAACUCGUAUGCAAGCAUUAGUUUCAUGCCCAAAUCAAACAGUAGGUCUUAGACAUGCUUUUACAUCACUAAUAAAGAAAGAAGGUCCAUUGGGAUUUUAUAGGGGUAUUGGGGCUAUGAGUCUUGGUGCUGGUCCUGCUCAUGCUGUUUAUUUCUCUGUUUAUGAAUUCUGUAAAGAGUAUUUCUCUAAAGGAGACCCUAAUAAUUCUGCUGCACAUGCUGUUUCGGGUGUAUGUGCUACGGUUGCGAGUGAUGCUGUUUUUACACCAAUGGAUGUGGUGAAGCAAAGACUGCAAUUGAGUAGUACUCAUUAUAAGGGUUUAUGGGAUUGUACAACUAGGGUUUUGAAGGAAGAAGGAUUUGGGGCUUUUUAUGCUUCUUAUAGAACUACUGUUUUGAUGAAUGCUCCUUUCACUGCUGUUCAUUUCGCUACUUAUGAAGCUGCAAAAACUGGGUUAAUGGAGAUAUCACCAGAUACUGCUAGUGACGAAAGGUUAGUAGUUCAUGCAACUGCUGGUGCUGCUGCUGGAGCUUUAGCUGCUGCAGUCACAACUCCACUCGAUGUUGUCAAGACCCAAUUGCAGUGCCAGGGUGUUUGUGGAUGCGACAGAUUUACUAAUAGUUCUAUUAGGGGUGUUAUUCGAAGCAUAGUUCAGAAGGAUGGAUAUCGAGGAUUGAUGAGAGGGUGGAAGCCCAGGAUGCUCUUCCAUGCCCCUGCAGCGGCUAUCUGCUGGUCUACAUAUGAAGCAGGAAAAACAUUUUUCCACGGAAUGAAUGCCAAUAAGUAAGCAAGUAAUCUUCUUUUAAAAGGUGAACGUAUUGUGGACUCUUCUUUUCCUGUUGUACUUAGGAGGAUGACUUAAGUGUAACCAAAAGACAACACGGGAUUACUUUGCCCUUGGGAGAGCCACAGAAUUACUUCGUCCCGACUGAUAUAAAGCAAACAAAACGUCUUGGAAGCAUCUCUUUGAAGCUGAUAUUUUUUAUUUAGUGGGUGAUAAAUUGAUUGGUCGGGUAGAUAUUAAUUUGUAUUAUUGUAAAAUCACUAUCUUUGACUUCAAUAAUGUUGAUGAGAAAUCUUUUGAGGUGAUUGAAUACCUCUUUUUACUCUUCUCUGUAUUGGGUUAUGAACUAAGAAGUUUUUUCAGUGAAAUUCUCUACAUUGAAGUUUCUUUAUGUUGAUA